Molecule: messenger RNA, 896 nt
Organism: Venturia canescens
Lineage: Eukaryota; Metazoa; Arthropoda; Insecta; Hymenoptera; Ichneumonidae
Product: histidine-rich glycoprotein-like
Exons: 1
Coding region: 62-814 (250 amino acids)
Source: RefSeq, a predicted model, not a curated record
UUGGGUGAACACGUUCGCCUCUUUCCUAGGACUGCGAAAGCGUGCUAAUAGAAUAAAAAAAAUGAUCCCUCGUUCGGGGAGUUUGCCGAAGGGAUCCUUCUUGGUACUCUUCGUGGGCUCGAUCGUGGCGUUGGCCUGCGCCAGAGAUAUCCCACGAAGUUUGGUGAGUGAUCUUGAGGCCGCUGCAUCCGGUCACCAUUACGAGAAGGGUGGUGGGGACGAGCACCAUUCGGAUCAUUGGUCGAAACACGGUGAUAAGGGUGACAAGGGCUACAAGAGUCAUCAUGAUCACGAGAAAGGAAAAAAGGGGCAUUUCGAUAAAGAAGAUCAUCACGGUCACUACGACGAACACGAAGGUCACAAAAAGCACCAUCAUCACGAUGAUGGCUAUUUUGGCGAACAUCACAAGGGGGAGAAGGGAGAAAAAGGUCACAAAUUCCACGAGAAAGGCAGCUAUGGCAAAGGUCAUCACACCAAAGGUCAUCACGAAGUGAAGAAACUCGACGAAUACAAAAAGGACAAAGAAUUUCACGACGAGCACCACGACUCGGGUCAUCAUGAGAAACACGGCGGUCACCAUCACGAGCACAAACAUAAAAAAGGUGGACAUCACAAAGCGGGACAUCACAAGGGCGGUCAUCAUGAGGAUCAUUAUGGAAAGAAAGGUCACCACGAGAAGGGCCAUCAUUACCAUGACCACAAGGGCCAUAAAGAAGCUGAUGGACACGACGACCACUACAAACAUCAUCAUGGUUAUGGCAAAAAAGGAGGACACGAAGACGAGAAAAAGUGGUCUUUCAAGAAAGGUCAUUGAGUCCAGAAGGAACCACCAGCUGAUUCAGUCAGAGUACACCGCUCCCUUGUUUCGUCGAGAAUUUUUUGUGAAUGAGACUACU